ACGCCAGAGCAAGAUGGCCGACACGGCGGCCACUGCCGGGGCCGGUGGCUCCGGAACGAGAUCAGGAAGUAAACAAUCCACUAACCCUGCUGACAACUACCAUCUGGCCCGGAGGCGAACCCUUCAAGUGGUUGUGAGCUCCUUGUUGACAGAGGCAGGGUUCGAGAGUGCUGAGAAAGCAUCCGUGGAAACAUUGACAGAGAUGCUGCAGAGCUACAUUUCAGAAAUCGGGAGGAGUGCCAAGUCCUACUGUGAGCACACAGCCAGGACGCAGCCCACACUGUCAGACAUCGUGGUCACGCUUGUUGAGAUGGGUUUCAAUGUGGACACCCUCCCUGCUUAUGCAAAACGGUCUCAGAGGAUGGUCAUCACUGCCCCUCCAGUGACCAAUCAGCCGGUGACCCCCAAGGCCCUCACUGCAGGGCAGAACCGACCCCACCCGCCGCACAUCCCCAGCCAUUUUCCUGAGUUCCCUGACCCCCACACCUACAUCAAAACUCCGACGUACCGUGAGCCCGUGUCGGACUACCAGGUCCUGCGGGAGAAGGCUGCAUCCCAGAGACGAGACGUGGAGCGGGCACUCACCCGAUUUAUGGCCAAGACAGGCGAGACCCAGAGUCUUUUCAAAGAUGACGUCAGCACGUUUCCAUUGAUCGCUGCCAGGCCUUUUACCAUCCCCUAUCUGACUGCCCUUCUUCCAUCGGAGCUGGAGAUGCAACAGAUGGAAGAGACAGAUUCCUCAGAGCAGGAUGAGCAGACAGACACAGAGAACCUCCCUCUUCAUAUCAGCACGGAUGAUUCUGGAGCCGAGAAGGAGAACACCUCUGUCCUGCAGCAGAACCCCUCCUUGUCGGGCAGCCGGAAUGGGGAGGAGAACGUCAUCGAUAACCCCUAUCUGCGGCCUGUGAAGAAACCCAAGAUUCGCAGGAAGAAGUCGCUCUCGUGAGCUGAGAAGGAAGCCUGCCUUGUACAGAGACGCGGACACCACUCUCCUGGGGCAGUUAAAGCCACUGGAGGGAAGAAGAGAGGGUGGCCUCCUCAAGGUCAAGCCAAGGCAGCCGGUGUGACUGGGCAUGAUUUUAAUAGCAAACUCAAAUAUUAAGACCACCUAUUUUCACUGGAUAUUUGGGUGGAGGAAGACAUGAUGGUAAUGAUCAGACUUUCUGAAUCCACCUGAGUGACUUCAGUUAUUGUCACAGAACUUGAUUCCUUUGAAUCCUGGAAGACCAGGCAUGCGCAGAUAAGUCACACACACAGGAGUUAGAGUGAUGCAUAAGGGUAGCCCUCUCUCCUGGGAGAUUGAUCACUGGCUGUCCCUCUGUGGGAUGUGUGCUUGGGGACUACCCACUAAGUCCUGCUCCAUCCUGGGAAAAGAGGUUUUCUCUGACAAGAGCCCUAAUCAGUGGAUAUAUUAUUUUAUGACUUGUAAAGGAAUCACCGAUUGUAAACAACAGGAAAAGGAUUUGAUGGCGGGGUUGGGGGGGGUGUAGAAUUUGAGGGAUGGACCUGGCCGGUCUGCUGGAAGGCUAGCGUGGACCGAAGGCUGUGGUCCCACCUUAUGGCAGAAGUGGGCUGAGAGGAGCCUGCAGGCCAAGCCAAGGUAUUCUUCCAGAAGCAGGUCUGAAUCUGAUCAACCUCUUUUCUUUCUGGGGAGAGAGGACUUUGUCCUUGAUGUACCCUACAAACCAAAACAAAAAAAGCAAGUGUUAAGGAAGAUACUGGGCAAGCUGAUACCCUUUGGCUGGUCUCCAAAGGAAGAGAUUUAAAAACCCAAGUCCAAAGAAGAAAAAUGCCAGCAACACCUGGAAGUUAACACAGGAUAAACAAGUUGUUCCUUGGGUUAGUGUCCUAAGGUCCGUAUCGAACUUUCCCGAUGCUCUACUUCCAGAGUCAUCUCUUCAUCUUCCAUGCUCUAGGUGAAUUUGAAAACUUGAAGAACUUGAAGGCAGGUUCCACGUUCCUCCGGCCUCACUCUUGCCCUAGGGCCCUCCAUCCCGUUGCCUGGAGGCAAAGGAGCUGCUUGUCAGUCACUGAAGAUGGCAUGCCAGGGAGAUAUUUGGGUUCCCCCACUCCGGACCAAAUAAGCAUUCAGGUUUGCAGUGGCCUGAAACUCUUCGACUGGACAGCAGUCAGAGCGGGCCUUUGCUGAGUUUGUGAUUCGGCUCGUGGCGAUUCUUGGCCGGUUGAGUUUACAGGCCCAGGUUUGAGCUCUGGCAGGUGCAGGGCUGAGACCUUGCCGGCUUGCUGUUCGCUCUCGGGGCAGCCACCCCUGUCAGCAUUUCUGCACUUCCUCUUUCGCCAUUACUGUCCAAAACCAGCACCUGCCCCAUGCCACAAAUCUGAGGGAAGAGGAGGCGGGUUUGGGAAAGAGUUGCUACUUCUGCUGUUGAGAUUGGAGGCCCUAAUUCUGGAUGCGAGGCCCUGGGAGAUGAUUAGACAGCUUGAAACACUGACCCGACUAUUGAUGUGUAAAAACUGUGUAUAAUUCUCAAUGUAUAUUUAUAAAUUUCUAUUUUUUAUAACUUUGGGAGACUUCUUGGAGGGAAGAUGUAGUAAACAGAGCCAGAUUAAGGACGUGAUUUAUGAGCUCUUAAUCAAAGGUCAUAAUAAAAGCUUUGCAAAUGAAACAGAAUGAUAUACUUUGAACUUAAUUUGUAUUCAGAAGUACAGCAAGGAGUAAGACUGUAGACAGAUAAGGUUUAGUUCUUCUGUUGGACUAAUUACCCCUGGAUACUAUAUAAAACUUUCUACUUUGGAAAUUUUCAAACACAGAAUGAGGAAAGUAUAUAUGCUUUCCCUGUAUAUCCUUCACCCAGCUUCAACACUAAGCAGUAUCUUUUCAAUUCUGUUUCAUUGAUGUCUCCCACCUUUUUUUUCCUUUAUUUUUUCUUCCUGGAGGUUUUUUUUUAAUUUUUUUUAAGAUUUUAUUUAUUUACUUAAGCGAGAGAGCAAGAGCGGGGGGAGGGGCAGAGGGGGAGGCAAAGGGACCAGCAGACUCCCCGCUGAGCGAGGAGCGGAUGCGGGGGCUCAGUCUCACUGAGAUCAUGACCCUGAGAUCACAACCUGAUCUGAAACGGAGAGUCGGAGGACACUUAACCAACUAAGCCACCCACGUGCCCCUCUUCCUAGGGUUUUAAAGUAAACGCAAGACCUGUGUCAUUUAAUCUGUAAAUAGGUCAUCAUACAUCUCUCUCUGAUGGACCUUUUUUUUUCUAAUUUUGAAAUUAUAGAUUCACAGGCUGUUAGAAAGAAAAAAAUGUCCCAUGUACCCUUGGCCCAGUUUCCCCCAUCGGUAGCAUCUUGUGUAACAGGUGCAGUGUCAGACCCAGGAGACUGGCCUCAGUACAACCCACAGAGCCUAUUCGGAUUUCACCUUGUCCUCUGUGUGUGAGCAGUUCUGUGCGGUUUGGUUACACGUGGAUUCAUGUAACGACCGCCACAAUCAAGAUACAGAACAUUUCCAUCACCACCACCACCUCCCUCAUGCAGUCUCUCCAUGACCACAUCCACCUCUCCCCAUCCCUAACCCCUGGCGGCCGCUCUUCUGUUCUUCUGUUCUCCAUCUUUAUAAUUGUAUUCAAAGAUUGCUGGGGUGCCUGGCUGGCUCAGUCAGUUAAGUGGCUGCCUUUGGCUCAGGUCAUGAUCUCAGAGUCCUGGGAUCAAGCCUCUGUCAGGCUCCUGACUCAGCGGGGGAGUCUACUUCUCCCUCUCCCUCUGCCCCUCCCCCCCCCGCUCAUGUUUUCUCUCUCUCUCUCUCAAAUAAAAUCUUUAAAAAAUAAAUAAAGAUUAUUAAUAUAAAUGGGGGUGCCUGGCUGGCUCAGUUGGUAGAGCAUGUAACUCUUGAUUAAGGGGUUUGAGUUCAAGCCCCACGUUAGGCAUAGAAUUUACUUUAAAAAAAAAAGAUUGUUGGGCACCUGGGUGGCUCAGUCGUUAAGCGUCUGCCUUCGGCUCAGGUCAUGAUCCCGGGGUCCUGGGAUCGAGCCCCGCAUCGGGCUCCCUGCUCGGCGAGAAGCCUGCUUCUCCCUCUCCCACUCCCCCUGCUUGUGUUCCUGCUCUCACUACCUCUCUGUCAAAUAAAUAAAUAAAAUCUUUAAAAAAAAAGAUUGUUAAUAUAAAUGGAAUCAUAAAGUUAUAACCUUUGAAGGUUGGCUUUUUUCACUCAGCAUAAGUAAGAGCCCUCUGGGUUGUGUGUAUCGGUAGUUCCUUUGGGGUUUUUUUGCUGAGUCAUACUUCAUGGUGUGGAUGUACCACACUGUGUGUAACUAUUCACAUUUUGAGGAACAUCGAGGUUGUUUCCAGUUUCAGCCUAUUAUGAAUAAAGUGGCUAUACACAUUUGUGUAUAGGUUUUUAUGUAAACAUAAGUUUCACUUCUCUACAAUUAAUAUCCAAGAAUGUGAUUACUGGGUCCUGUGGUAACUGCAUGUUUAAUGUUAAAAGGAACUGAAACUCUCCCAGAGUAGCUGUACCUUUUUUUUUUUUUUUUUUUUAAGAUUUUAUUUAUUUGACAGAGAGACAGCGAGAGAGGGAACACAAGCAGGGGAGGAGCGGGAGAGGGAGAAGCAGGGGAGGAGCGGGAGAGGGAGAAGCAGGCUUCCCGGCUAGCAGGGAGCCUGAUGUGGGGCUCGAUCCCAGGACCCUGGGAUCAUGACCUGAGCUGAAGGCAGACACUUAACGACUGAGCCACCCAGGCGCCCCAUAGCUGUACCAUUCUGCAUUCCUAUUAGCAGUAUAUGAGUGAUCCAGUUUCUUCACAUCUUCACCAAUAUUUGGUGUUAUUAUUUUAUGUUGCUUUAGCCAUUCUGACAGGGGUGUAAUAAUGUCUCAUUGUGACCUUAAUUUGUAUUUUUCUAAUGGCUAGAUGUGUCUGUUUGCUAUCUGGUGGAAUCCAGUUGAGUCUUUUGCCCGUUUUCUCAUUGGUUUGCUUCUUUGUUUUGAAAUUUCUUUAUUCUAGAUACAAGAACUCUUGUCAGGUGUGCAGUUUGACACUUUCCCACUCCACAGCUUGUCCUUGUGUCCUCCCCACAGGAUCUUCUGCAGACCAAAAAGCUUUUAAUUUUGAAGACCAACUUAUCAGUGUUUUCUUUUAUGGGUAUUUUUAGUGUUGGGUCUAAAACUGUUCACCAAGCCCUAGCUCCUGAAAAUCUUUUUCUGUUUUUUUUUUUUGUAACAUUUUUAUAAAUUUAUGUUUUACAUUUUAGUCCUUGAUCUAUUUUGAGUAUAUUUUUAUAGAAGAUGUGAGAUUUAGUUCGUUAUUUUGUCUGUAAAUGUCCAAUUGAUCCAGCACCUUUUAUUGAAAAGCUACUCUUCCUUCAUUGAAUUACACUUGUACCUUUGUCAAGACUUCGUUUUUUGUGUGUUGGGGGGCAGAUUUGUGUCGGUUGAUAGACUUUUUUUUUUUUAACAUAAUCACCAUGUCAAUAGACUUAACAAAUGAACAGAGAUUUCAUGAUAGCUUUAGUAUCCAGUUCAUACUCAGUUUUUUUCCAGUUGUCUCAAAAAUGUUUGUUUGUUUUUAAUAGUUGCCUUGCUUGAAUCAGGAUCAGAAUAAGAUCCGCACACUGCACUUGGUUUUCACAUCUCCUAAGUGUACAGCAGUCCCUCUUCUAUUUACUGAUGAGCAUGCCCCUUCCUUGACCCCCCUCCUGGGCCUGCAGCCCCCAGUCCAGCCUCUGGCGAGGACACUCAGCAAGCCCCCUUCCUUUGUUUCUGACCAAGGGCCAGUUAAAUGGUGACCAGUGAAAACUGAGAAACCAGUAAGAAAAUGGCCUGGCCUUCUGGGGAAACAAGCGUAAAAGGAACUGACGUCCUUGAGCUUUGUUUUUCUAGAAUCCUGAAGUUGCUCUAAGAGGCCAUGUGGUUCAGUAGAACAAAGCUUGCUGACAUGUGUAUUUAUGGCCCCACAAUUGACCGGCUGUGAAAUCUUGAGCAAAUCACUAAACUACCAAACCAGUUUCCAUAAAACGGGAUAAUUAUGAUACCUUGUGAGGAGGAUUUAAUGAGAAAUGUCUGUAACCGUGGCUUAUAAGUGACAAUAUUACUCCAUUGCCAGACUAUUUCCUGUUGCUUUAAAAAUUACAUAUAAAAACGAAUACUGAGAACUUAACUCUUGCCCAUCACUGUUUUACAGGUAUUGACUCAUUUACUCCUCACAAUGAUCUCAUAGUAGAUUUUCUUACUGCUUCCAUUUCCAGCUGAGGAUGGGGAGGCGCAGGGAGGCUGGUAGCUUCCCACAGUCCCUGCCGCUGCCGAGUCCCAGAGCUAUAGUCUGCACCCAGCAUCCUGCUGCCGAGCUCAUGCUUUUUACCUUUGGCUAUUGCUUCACGGCCGUACAUGCUUGUAUCUCAAAUGCACUGAGUGCUUCUGUGUGCAAAGUGAUUCCCACUAUACCCCCAUGCUGCCGUGGCCUGCAGGUGGGAGGAGAAGGAGCUAGAAAUGGAACCAGUGACACAGAGAGGGGGAUGGGGAGGCAGGCUAAGGCUGCCAGUCACAGCUCUGUCCAUUCCUCGAUGAAGUAGAUGAAGGGACAAAAAUAUUUGUGAAGGAUUUUGGUCAGUUUAUGAAUAAUGGAUCUGUAGCAGAUUAUAAAGGAGGCUAUGGGUUUUCUGGUACGAGGAGAGUGAGGAUCUUGUCAGGGGAAACGCCUGUGGCCCCUUUCCCUGCCCUGUGGGGGCCCUGGCAGAGACAGGCUGGAACAACUUUUAGUCCGACCUAAGGUGGUAUCUCUACUGGAUUAAAUGGUGUGUUCCAAUGAGUUGGGCUGUAGAGCCCCCAAAAAUCCCCAAAAUCUAGGGGUUUAAGACAGAAAUGUACACCUUCUAUGAAAGUCUGAGUGAGUAGGCGCUCCAGGCUGGCUUGGUGGCCCGAUGGUGUCAAGUGUCCUUCUAUUUCCUGGCUCCUCCAUCACCUCAGGUGCUGCUCGCAUCCAUGUGAUGGAAGGUGGCUGCCACCCUAUCCCCUGGCUCCGCGUUCCAGCCUGGGGGAAGGAGGAGAGAGGAGGCGUCUCUACAGGAGAGCUCAAGCCCCAGGAGCUGCCCCCUCGUAGUCAAUGGCCCCACCAAACUGCAAGGGAAGUGAGGAAAUGUGGGCUUUAGCUGAGUGUCUAGGUAAAAUUUGGGAGCCCUGUCACCAUGGAAAGAACAAAAGAAUGGAUCUGGAGGACAGCUGGCAAUCUGCCACAAAUGAGGUUGAGGGCGUGUGCCCAGGAAUGCCUUGGUGGGACAGGCAGCAAACCCCUCCCGAACACAGAAGCCACCAGACUUGGCACCCUUGGCUCUGCCAGCUGGGCCCAGAGGCCAACAGCUGGGUGCUCCUCUAGGCUGGGGCCCUCAGUGUAAGUCCAACCCAGCUUUUGCCUCUGAUGUGUGACCUUGUUAGCUGCCCCUUCCUUCAGAGUUGUUCCUUUGGCUUCUAUGACAUGGCUCUCCUUUCCUUGUUAUCCUACCUCUUGGCUUCCCUUUUCUUUG
Molecule: messenger RNA, 7464 nt
Organism: Mirounga angustirostris (Northern elephant seal)
Lineage: Eukaryota; Metazoa; Chordata; Mammalia; Carnivora; Phocidae
Gene: TAF8
Product: TATA-box binding protein associated factor 8
Exons: 9
Coding region: 14-946 (310 amino acids)
Biological process (GO): transcription initiation at RNA polymerase II promoter
Cellular component (GO): transcription factor TFIID complex
Molecular function (GO): protein heterodimerization activity
Source: RefSeq, a predicted model, not a curated record